UGCUGCGAUGAGACGCCACACUAUCCACGCUGCUCAACCACUGUAGUGUCGGCUAACGUUACACUCUGAAGCAAACUCUGGAGACCACUCCACGGCCGUCUGUAUAUUUGAGGGGACCCCACAGGACAUUUGGAAAAGCCAGCAGCAGCAUCCAGGUGUGAACUCCCCAUCGAAUAGUAUCUGUUUUCAGUGUGUGCACCAUGGCGUCUAAGCCUCACCCUCCUCUGAUGAAGAAGCACAGUCAGACAGACCUGAUAAGCCGCCUGAAGAGCCGGAAGAUCCUCGGAGUCGGCGGCGAGGAUGAUGAUGGCGAAGUGCACCGCUCAAAGAUCAGUCAGAUGCUCGGAAAUGAGAUGAAGUUUGCAGUGCGAGAACCCAUCGGGCUGAGGAUGUGGAUACUCAUCUCUGCAGUGGGUUUCACAGUUAUGGCCGUGCUGGCCCUAGUGUUUCCCAACCAGCUAUAUGAGGUUGUUUUCGAGGAGGAGCUCUCCACGACUAGCAUCUCUGUUCGCCUUUAUGGAGGAGCACUGCUUAGCCUGGCCCUCAUCUUGUGGAAUGGUCUGUACACGGUAGAGAAGACCGUCAUCCAGUGGACUCUGCUCAGUGAAGCCUGCUACUUUGCUGUACAGUUUCUUGUGACCUCCAUCACCUUAAUGGAGGUUGGCAUCCUGCCCAACGCUGCCAUCCUCCUGCUCGUCAGUCGGGUGCUCUUCGUGGUGGUCACCAUGGCGUACUACUACCACCUGGGCCGUAAGACGAAGAAGAUCUGAGCUGACUGGUUGAUACUUCCAGGCAGAGGGGGACAGCUGAGCACAAACAAGGGGUCAGAAGAUUUGGAAUAAUAUUUGAUUGGGGCUCGGAGCAUUACUUUGCCAGUGGAUGCCCCCUGCCGUGGGACCUAGCCUAUUGUAACCCCCAGUGUCCAACAGAUGAGCACAGUCUCACAUUCCAGACUCUACAACAAGAACAAGAAAUCUCUUAGUGAAAGUGAAUUACUCUUUCUCUGGGCUGUGAGGUCAAGCCCCUCUUGACACACAUCCCUCCUUUGGGCAAUUCUGAGUGCUGUUUAUGAAGAAGGAACUAGCAGUUUGUAGUGCAUUGCUUUCUUGUGUCACCUAGUAGUUCUAUGAUUAUUACAGUGCAUCAAAGUUGUUUGUGUACUGCCACGUGAUUUCCUGAUUCAGUAUUUUGUGUUGUAUGAAGUUGCAUCUUUACACCACUUCUUAAUCACACUCGAGGACCAUAAUGUGUCACCCGAUCUGUUUCCUGGUUGUUGAUGUUAACUCCUACUGUAGGUUUACUUAAGUGAAGCUUGAAUAUCUGCGCUCUUGCAUGCUUCUCUGGUGACUCUUCAUUGACCCAUUAAAUGGGGGGAAAAGCAUCACCUUAGUGUAAAUUUAGGGGCAAUCGGACAAGCUAAAUGCUGGAUGAGUGACGAUGAACCUUUUCUUAUACUGCUGAAAGCUUUCUUGGUCAGCACACAGAGUAAACAUGGACCUUUAGGAGUUUCCUCAAUCAACCAUAUUCAGAUUAAGACUACCCAAAACAAAAAGCUGAAUCUAAACAUUUUUUAGGGACAAAGUGAUUUUUAAAAAAAAUUUUGGAUUCCUUGAAGUAUCAGUCAAGAAGUUCUACCAAAGUGAAUAGUAAUUGUUAUGGAUAGAAUAUUUAAACUUCUGAGAUUAACAGUAAAUGGUAUGUAAUAUUGGUGUGUGUGUGUGUGUGUGUGUGUGUGUGUGUGUGUGUGUG
Anarrhichthys ocellatus (wolf-eel) is the source of this 1749-nucleotide messenger RNA. It is a transcript of the gene tp53i11b, whose product is annotated as tumor protein p53 inducible protein 11b. The record is from RefSeq and is a predicted model, not a curated record. NCBI's taxonomy places the organism in Eukaryota, Metazoa, Chordata, Actinopteri, Perciformes, Anarhichadidae. The coding region runs from base 201 to 770 and encodes 189 amino acids. The transcript has 8 exons.